Molecule: messenger RNA, 1245 nt
Organism: Parascedosporium putredinis
Lineage: Eukaryota; Fungi; Ascomycota; Sordariomycetes; Microascales; Microascaceae
Source: the annotation of a GenBank genome assembly
AUGUCCCUCACCAACGCAGACCCUUCCCACGCCGCCCUCGAGGCCAAGACGGCUUCCCUCGCCCUCGCCACCCUUUCCAACGAGGACCGAAACGACGCCCUCGACGCCAUCCACGCCGGCCUGCUCGCUGCCAAGGACGACAUCCUCGCCGCCAAUGCUCGCGACAUGGAAAAGGCCCGCGAGGCUGCCGCUGGCGGUUCCCUGUCCCAGAGCCUGGUCUCGAGGCUUGAUCUGGCCAAGCCGGGAAAGUUUGAUGAUAUGCUCAAGGGUAUCAGCGACGUAAAACAUCUGGAUGAUCCCGUUGGCAAAAUCACCCUCCGUACCAAGCUCGACGACGGCCUCACCCUCGAGCGCGUAACCUGCCCCAUCGGCGUCCUCCUCAUCAUCUUCGAAGCUCGUCCCGAAGUCAUUGCCAACAUCGCUUCCCUCGCCAUCAAGUCCGGCAACGCCGCCAUUCUCAAGGGCGGCAAGGAGUCCACCGAUUCCUUUGUCGCCAUCUCCACCGUCAUCUCCAAUGCCCUCGACAAGAGCAAGGUCCCCAAGGGCGCUAUCCAGCUCGUCACCACCCGCGACGUCAUCCCCCAGCUCCUCUCCCUCGACCAGUACAUCGACCUCGUCAUCCCCCGCGGCUCCAACGAGCUCGUCAGGUACAUCAAGUCCUCCACCAAGAUCCCCGUGCUUGGCCACGCCGACGGCCUCUGCUCCGCCUACCUCGCCCCCUCCGCCGACCCCGCCGUGGCUUCCAGGGUCAUUGUCGACUCCAAGGUCUCCUACCCCGCCGCCUGCAACGCCCUCGAGACCCUCCUCGUGGACCGCCAGGCCCUGUCCACCUCCUUCCCCGUCGUCGCCAAGGCCCUUGCUGAGCAGGGCGUCACCCUCCGCUGCGACACCGAGACCAAGCAAGCUGCCCUCGCUGCCGAUUCUGCCCUCGACUCCAACGUCCAGGAUGCUCAGGAAGCCGACUUCGACACCGAGUUCCUCAGCCUUACCCUCGCCGUCAAGGCCGUAGGCUCCGUAGAUGAGGCCAUCCUCCACAUCAACACUCACGGCUCUCACCACACCGAAACCAUCCUGACCUCUGACAAGGACGAGGCCGAGAGGUUCAUGUCCGCCGUCGACACCGCGGGCGCCUACUGGAACGCCUCCACCCGUUUUGCGGAUGGCAUGCGUUAUGGCUUCGGCACCGAGGUCGGCAUCAGCACCAACAAGAUUCAUUCCCGUGGGCCCGUUGGCCUCGAGGGUUGA